Messenger RNA from Rana temporaria (common frog), 3078 nucleotides. RefSeq names its product serine protease FAM111A-like. The record is from RefSeq and is a predicted model, not a curated record. NCBI's taxonomy places the organism in Eukaryota, Metazoa, Chordata, Amphibia, Anura, Ranidae.
GCUAACUUUAGAGAGAUUGUUACCUUACGUCUCACUCCCAACUAUUGAAAGAUGAUCAGCAUAAUCAUCUACAAUCUAUGCAAAAUGAAAAAAAAAAACUUCCACUUUAAGAACCUACUGUCCCCACCCAUAGACAGACAAGUGUCAUCCAAUCACAGCACAAUGUGCAUUCCCAGCCGCCUGUGUUUCCCACUUCCCUCCCCUUUUUGUUUUUUAACUUUCUAUUUCCCAAUAACACGUCAGUCUGAGUGUGGAUUGUAUAAAAGACAUAGCUGCAUCUGCUCAGUCAGGUUUCUCCAUAUUUUCCCAUCUGUAAAACAUCGCCUGCCAGAUUUGACAAAAAUGGAAAUAGAAGCUGAAGUGUCAGAAAAUACCAACAUGGAAAACAUACCAGUGAGGGACCAUCAAGCUGGAGACACUAUGGAGAUAGAAAACAGCUUGGAAUUCUUGGAAGAGAAUUUGAGUGAAGUUUCUACAGUGCUGAUUCAGCCUUCUGUACAGGUCAAACAAACACCACUCUGUGUCAGAACUCCCAAUGCUAAAUGGUUUAAUGAUAUUUCAGAACAAUGGAAGAAUCGUAGAGGAAAGCAAAGCCAAGAAACUGGAAACUUUCCUGGGAAGGAAAACCAAUUGGAAGCACCAAACAAGUCCAGCACAAGAGCUUAUAAACGAGCUGCUAAAAAGCAAAGCCAGCAGCCCACCCCUGGGGAAAGAAAACUCCCUGAUACCAAACACUUUUGGAAUGGAGACAAUAACAAGAAAGCACGAUUCACAGAGGAUCAAUGUGACCAAACAGACAAGCAGAAUUGUACAGAAACUUUUGAAAAAUCACAAACAAGAAACAAUCCAAAGAAUGCAGAGUGUACAGGAGAGGCCAACCUACAUCCAGAAAGUAAAUGUAUCAUUCAAUCCAACACAUCACUAGUCAUUACUUAUAUGAAUAAACGUAAAGAGAAUAACCGUAGCGUGGAAGGGAAUAAAACAGUUAUUUACUACGCAAAGAAAUCUAUAGACUCAGAAAACAUUAUCCUUUAUUCAAGUAAACUUGAAGCAAUCAUCAACCCUUUUGUACCAUGCUGUGCCCUGGAGGAAGGAGAAAAAAUAGAAAUAAUACGCAAAAGAAAAUUCAAGAACAAGAAAACCAUACUGUCAUUACUUCCAGACUCCAACUAUAAUGUGUGUGGCAAAGGAAUUUUUUUUAAAGUGCAAUGUAAAGGAUACACUGAAGGGGAUGGUCCAAGACAUAUAUUGCGUGAUGAUAGAUAUACCUGGAAAAAGAAGCCUCUAGCUGUGUACGGGCAAGCAGAUCAGACAAUAGAAGAGGCAAUUCGAAAUGAUAAACGGUUUGAUAUCAACGAGUUUAGUCUUAAAAACCCAAACAAAGCAGCAUUAGAUGAAUGGGACAUACCUUUGUCAUUUCUUGACCCUGAUGUGGUGUAUACUAUUCAGGUGACAAAUUACAAGAAGCCAAGUAGCAGGCCUGAUCCUAAGACCCAGAAAUCUGAGGGCUUGCAAAACUCUGAUGAGAGAAAUAAAGAUCAAGAUCAGAUCAGACAAGAAGUUCCCCAAACUUCAUCACUUCCCCAAUCCGAGCCUAAAAUUCCUGAAAUCUGUCGGACACCUAAAAGUGAGGAAUUUUCAAGCGCAUUUAAUAAUGUUAAUAAAGUUGAGAGAAAGCAGAUAAUAUCUGAUAUGAUAGAAGAUUACAGAGAUAAUGUCAUGUACAAGAAGCCCAUGUUGGCUACCACUCAUCGACUACUGACUCAGCACCUGGACAGUGUGGGACUGAUUCAAUUUACACUUGACACAAAUGUCAGCAGUGGUACCCUCUUCCUUCUAAAUGAGAAUCUGGGUCUCACCUGUUACCAUGUUCUGAAAUGUCUGAUAGAAUCAGGAUUUGACUGGGAACAUAACCCUAUACCCAAUGGUGGAGUAAUGUUUAAUUAUGAGAGUGAAUCAGCUGAACCACCUGAUUUCCAUCAAUGCAUUGUUAUACAUUACAACGAGACAUAUGAUUUUGCACUUGUACGGGUUUCACCAGAAAUGCCUGGGAAAGGCUUGUUGAAAUAUGUGGCCCCUGCUCCAGAGGAUGGCGCUGUCAGCAUCAUUGGCCAUCCAGGUGCUUUAUACAAAAAAAUUGAUCCUAUGUGUUCAGUGGUGAAUUUUUCCAAAAGAGCUGACACAAUCGCCAACACUAUUUUGUCUGAUAAAUCUUACUUUCAAGUUCUUUUAAAUCACAGUUUUAAAAUACUGUCCAGCAAACAUGCUAUGACUUAUGACACAUGUCUUUAUGAAGCAUCUGGUGGUCCAGUUUUCGAUAACCGUGGGAGCCUUGUGGCAAUGCACUGUGGAGGAUAUCUUGCCAACACUCAUUUAAACAAGAAGAGCAUAAUUGAGUAUGGUGUCAAUGUUGUUGACAUUCUUAUUUUUGGAUCUACUCGGAUAAGAGAAUUAUGCUUAUCAUUUUAUGAAGCAAUUAGACAUAAUGAAAAUCUGAGAAGUUAUAUGAUGAAAUAUACAAAGCAAGGAGCACACUCAGACACAAUGCAGCCUGUUAUUAGGGAGUUUCUCGACUGUGUAAAAAGCCUAAAUUGCUAGUGGAGUAAAAUCCUAACCAGUUCACUAUUUUUUGAAAAAUAUAUUUUUUAUAUAUUUUUUUAUUUUUGGUAGGGGAGGAUUAGCCAUGAGUACUUACUUGUAUAUACCUCUUUAUUACCCGGUCUGUUUUCAGUGCUGUGGUAGGUUGACUGACAAUUACUCUUGUGUACAAUACUGUACUCAAAUUAAUUUUAUAUAACCACUGGUUUUUAUUUUUUACUAUAAGGGUAAAAAGUCAAAAUGUUUAUUAAAAAAACAUAUGUUAUAUGUUAUAAAACAUAUCAAAUAAAAAGGGCAGGACAGUACAAACCUCACUGAAAUUAUAUCUGUUUAUAAAAGUACACAACUUUUUUUGCCACAAAUUUUGAAAAUGGGGAAACAUUGUGAGGUGAUGAAAACACUGAGUUGGUAAUCGUGCACUAGAUUCAGCGCAUCAUUAAUGUAAAGGUUAUACACAGAGAGAGGACAAGGUUGAAAAGG